Desarmillaria tabescens is the source of this 1435-nucleotide messenger RNA. Its product is annotated as D-amino-acid oxidase. Lineage: Eukaryota; Fungi; Basidiomycota; Agaricomycetes; Agaricales; Physalacriaceae. The transcript has 5 exons. Gene Ontology annotation, molecular function: FAD binding; D-amino-acid oxidase activity. Gene Ontology annotation, cellular component: cytoplasm. The record is from RefSeq and is a predicted model, not a curated record. Gene Ontology annotation, biological process: D-amino acid catabolic process. Bases 229 to 1329 code for a protein of 366 amino acids.
GACUAAUUACUUUGAGAGUUCGUAACUCGGACGGAGCUCCGCAUGCAGUCAACACAAAUUGCAACAUAUUUACAGACGUUAUAGAUCUUUGCAGAUAAGGUAGAUAACUGGUAGAUAUCACCGCCGGAGAUAUCACGGAGGCAUAACGAUAAAGCGUUUGGCUCAGUGCAAUCCCGGUUUGCUCAAACGAUAAGUAUCAAUUCCUCCGACAUUAUACUCGAGUUAAGAAUGUCCGAGACUGCUACUGAGAUCAUCGUUAUCGGAGCAGGAGUCAUCGGUCUGACUACCGCCCUGAAAAUCCAAGAGAAGGGAGUAUAUCAUGUCACUAUCAUAGCAGAAACUUUACCCACCGACCCGAAGACGAGCAGAUAUACAAGCCAUUGGGCAGGCGCACAACACGCCACCUCUGCUGACUCCCCUGGUAUGCAUCUGAAUCAGCUAGAAAUGGACAAGGAGACGUUCCGUAUAAUGUGGGACCUAUCAGCCCCUGGGAGUGAUGCAGCAGGGUGCUUUAUGCGACUUAAGAUGGUAUCAUACGCUGGACACCAACUCGAGAAACCGUCGGUGUGGGAGUUCAUGCCCGACUUCAAAUACUUGACCGAAGAAGAACUUAUUCCCACUAUGGUCGACGGAUCAUCUUUCACUACGAUGACCAUCGACGUGCCCGUUUAUCUCAACUAUCUCUUUUCGCGUUUCCUCAGCAAGGGAGGCGCUGUCGUCAAAGGCCAAGUUCAGCACGUUAAGCAAAUUAUUGAAGGUGGUGCUGGGGCGUUCACCGGUGCAAAAAAUUGCCCGAAACCAGCAGCCGUUGUGGUAUGUGCGGGGCUCGGAGCUCGUUUCCUCGGCGGUGUCGAAGACAAGGACAUGUAUCCCAUUCGUGGACAAACCGUCAUCGUACGGGCGCCUUGGGUGAAGGAAAUGCCAUGUUUUCACACAGCUAGCGGUGCCAUUUCAUACGUGAUCCCCCGUCGAAGCGGAGAUGUGAUUGUUGGGGGAACGUUUUUGGUGGAUGAUUGGUACCCUACGGCGCGUUCGGACACGAAGCGGGAGAUACUGGAGCGAGUGAUCAAACUGUACCCGAAUAUAGCGCCCCCCGAAGUUCGCGCGGUAAGAGAGCCAACCGUCGCGGACCUCGAGGCCAUCGUGAUCGAGGACGGGUGCGGGCUUAGACCGGGAAGGAAUGGGGGUGUUCGACUCGAAGUCGAUUCUUCGGGUAAUAUUCCAUUGGUAUUCAAUUAUGGUCACGGUGGGUACGGGUAUCAGUCAUCUUGGGGAACGGCUGGUGCGGCUCUGAACUUGCUGGAAGGUGUAUUGGCAAGAAAGGAAUGAUUGAAUUCAUGGGAAAAUUGUAGCAGUUGAGUGACUUGUAAACAAAUGUAUUAUUUGACUGUACCUGGAGGCAUUGUCGGUCGAUAUCACCAAGCAUUGCAAGGGA